Molecule: messenger RNA, 740 nt
Organism: Didymella exigua CBS 183.55
Lineage: Eukaryota; Fungi; Ascomycota; Dothideomycetes; Pleosporales; Didymellaceae
Exons: 3
Coding region: 65-391 (108 amino acids)
Biological process (GO): DNA-templated transcription; termination of RNA polymerase III transcription
Cellular component (GO): RNA polymerase III complex
Molecular function (GO): DNA-directed RNA polymerase activity; nucleic acid binding; zinc ion binding
Source: RefSeq, a predicted model, not a curated record
CACCGAUACCCACACCGAUACAUGCUCGCCGACGAUGUUGCUCUUCUGCCCCACAUGCAGCAACAUGCUACGCGUCUCGCGCGUGCCCCCCGGCGACCCAACGAUCGAGCAAUACGUCGGCCAGAACCGCUUCGAGUGCCUGACCUGCCCGUACCACUUCGUCAUCAACAAGCGCUACUACGAGCGCAAGUACCUGAAGAAGAAGGAGGUCGAGGACAUCCUGGGCGGCAAGGGCGCCUGGGACAACGUCGACAAGACCGAGGUCCAAUGCCCCAACGAAAAGUGCCGCAAUGACCAGGCCUACUGGUACCAGCUGCAGAUUCGCAGCGCCGACGAGCCCAUGACUGCUUUCUACAAGUGCACAAAGUGCGCCAAGGAGUGGCGCGAAUAGACUGCGAGACCUGCAUAAACCGAGUCUGAGAGCAGGAGCGCGGCGUUGAUUGGAAAUACCCCGCGAGUCCAUCACGUCAAGGAGCUGCAUACACCGACUUUGAGGAGCAGAAACGCCGCAUCGAUUGAAACAACCCGCUUGUCCAACUCCGCAACACAACAACAACAACACCACAUUUACUCCCAUUCAUCCCGUCUUGAUCAUAUAUCAUUACCCUCCUGCUGUCACAACUCUUGUAAGAUGCCCUACUCCGCUCUCUCGGCUCCUUCAUGGCUGACUCCAAACAGCGGCACAGGCACACCUUCUCCCACACCUCCGACCCCCUGUCCCGCAGCGUGAAGCCCUCCAU